AUGGCCUCCGGGCGGAAGGACUUUUUGAGCCAGCCGGCCCCCGAAAACUAUGUUGCAGGCCUAGGUAGAGGUGCAACUGGCUUCACUACUCGUUCGGACCUGGGGCCUGCGCGUGAAGGUCCCACGCCAGAGCAGAUUCAAGCAGCGCUCGCAAAGAGAGCGCAACUGCUUGGUGCAGCCCCUCCGACUGCAUAUGGUGCGGGACGUGAGAAAGGUGGCAAAGAAGAUAAGGCUGAGGAAGAGGAGGACGAUGAGCGUUUUCAGGAUCCGGACAAUGAAGUUGGGCUUUUCGCAUACGGACAGUUCGAUCAAGAAGAUGACGAAGCAGAUCGCAUAUACAGAGAAGUAGAUGAGAGGAUGGACAAGCGCCGGAAGGCAAGAAGGUUGAAAACCGACUUGAUUCCUUUCGCCAAUUAUAGGGAAAUCCGGGAACGUCAAGAACGAGAAGACUACGAACGGAAAAACCCGAAAAUUCAACAACAAUUCGCCGAUUUAAAACGCUCAUUAGCUUCCGUCUCCGAAGACGAUUGGGCCAACCUUCCUGAAGUUGGAGAUCUUACAGGAAAGAAUAGACGAGCCAAACAGAACCUCCGGCAACGAUUUUACGCAGUACCAGAUAGUGUUCUUGCCAGUGCAAGAGACUCCACCCAAUUCGAGACAACUGUUACAGAUGACGGCGCCCAUACCGACACUCGGGAGGAAGGGGUGGACGGGACAAUAACAAAUUUUGCGGAUAUCAGUGCUGCUCGUGAUAAGGCCCUUAAAGUCAAGCUUGACCAAGCAGCUAUAAGUUCAUCCGGGGAUUCGGCUUCUGGAAGUGCCACUAGCAUUGACCCAAAAGGUUAUCUCACGAGUCUCACGCAGUCUGAGCUGAAAGCUGGCGAAGUGGAGAUAGGCGAUAUCAAACGAGUUCGCGUUUUGCUAGAGUCUGUGACGAGGACUAAUCCGAAGCACGCGCCUGGGUGGAUUGCGCUUGCUCGUCUGGAGGAACUUGCUGGUAGAAUUGUGGCUGCUAGAAACUGCAUCGCCAAGGGAUGUGAGCUGUGUCCGAAGAGUGAAGAUGCAUGGCUUGAGAAUAUUCGGCUCAAUGAAGGUCACAAUGCGAAGGUAAUUGCUGCAAAUGCCAUCCAGAACAAUGAUCGCUCCACAAGACUCUGGAUUGAAGCGAUGAGGUUGGAAUCUGAGCCUCGUGCAAAGAAAAAUGUUCUGAGACAGGCCAUUCUCCACAUUCCUCAGUCAGUUGUCAUUUGGAAAGAAGCUGUCAACUUGGAAGAAGACCCUGUAGAUGCACGCCUCCUUCUCGCAAAGGCGGUUGAAAUGAUACCGCUAUCUGUGGAGCUAUGGCUGGCCCUUGCCCGUCUCGAAACACCCGAGAACGCCCAGAAGGUCUUAAACGCUGCUAGGAAAGCUGUCCCUACGAGCUAUGAGAUAUGGAUUGCUGCUUCACGACUGCAGGAGCAAAUGGGAACUUUCAAUAAGGUGAAUGUGAUGAAGAGAGCUGUACAGUCCCUCGCCAGAGAGAAUGCUAUGCUUAAGAGGGAGGAAUGGAUAGCAGAAGCCGAGAACUGUGAAGAGGAGGGAGCGAUUCUCACUUGCGGGGCGAUUAUCCGCGAGACUUUAGGAUGGGGUCUGGAUGAAGACGAUGAUAGGAAAGAUAUCUGGAUGGAUGAUGCAAAAGCCAGUAUUGCCAGGGGCAAGUACGAGACUGCCAGAGCCAUCUAUGCCUAUGCUUUGCGUGUGUUUGUCAACCGCAGGUCUAUUUGGCUUGCAGCGGCAGACCUUGAGCGUAAUCAUGGUACGAAAGAAGCGUUAUGGCAAGUGCUCGAGAAGGCUGUGGAAGCUUGCCCACAGAGUGAAGAGCUAUGGUUGCUCCUUGCCAAAGAGAAAUGGCAAACUGGAGAAAUUGACGAGGCCAGACGAGUGCUGGGUCGUGCCUUUAACCAGAAUCCCAAUAACGAGGAUAUUUGGCUUGCUGCUGUUAAGCUCGAGGCCGACGCCCAGCAAACAGAUCAGGCUAGAGAGCUCCUUGCGACUGCUCGUCGGGAAGCCGGAACAGAUCGGGUUUGGGUGAAAAGUGUCGCCUUUGAGCGACAACUGGGCAAUGCAGAUGAGGCGCUAGAUUUAGUAAACCAGGGCCUUCAACUAUACCCGAAGGCUGACAAACUCUGGAUGAUGAAGGGUCAAAUCUAUGAAUCCCAGAAUAAGUACCCGCAAGCCCGAGAGGCGUAUGGAACAGGUACUCGUGCGUGCUCUAGAUCGGUUCCAUUGUGGCUACUGGCCUCAAGACUGGAAGAAAAGGCUGGUGCUGUCGUCAAGGCCCGCUCUGUUCUUGAUAGAGCUCGGCUUGCUGUUCCUAAGAGCGCUGAAUUAUGGACAGAGAGCGUUCGAGUUGAACGGCGUGCAAACAAUAUGGCCCAAGCCAAGAUCUUGAUGGCAAGGGCAUUGCAGGAAGUGCCAACAUCUGGAUUGUUAUGGAGCGAGAGCAUCUGGCAUCUUGAACCGCGAGCACAACGGAAGGCUCGCAGUUUGGAGGCUAUCAAGAAGGUUGAUAAUGACCCGAUAUUAUUCAUUACAGUGGCGCGGAUUUUCUGGGGAGAGCGUCGACUAGAGAAAGCCAUGACGUGGUUUGAAAAGGCUAUUGUGUCCGACAGCGAUUUAGGGGACGGCUGGGCUUGGUAUUACAAGUUCCUAUUGCAGCAUGGAACAGAGGAGAAGCGGGCAGAUGUGGUAUCGAAGUGCGUCUCUACGGAGCCCAAGCAUGGCGAGGUCUGGCAAUCUGUGGCGAAAGAUCCUACCAACGCGCACAAGUCGACUGAAGAAAUUUUGAAGUCGGUCGCCGAGCGACUUUUGUAG
Messenger RNA from Aspergillus pseudonomiae, 2853 nucleotides. Its product is annotated as U4/U6-U5 snRNP complex subunit PRP6. The record is from RefSeq and is a predicted model, not a curated record. Lineage: Eukaryota; Fungi; Ascomycota; Eurotiomycetes; Eurotiales; Aspergillaceae. Gene Ontology annotation, biological process: mRNA splicing, via spliceosome; spliceosomal tri-snRNP complex assembly. The transcript is spliced from 2 exons. Gene Ontology annotation, molecular function: protein binding. Bases 1 to 2853 code for a protein of 950 amino acids. Gene Ontology annotation, cellular component: U4/U6 x U5 tri-snRNP complex; catalytic step 2 spliceosome.